Messenger RNA from Ruditapes philippinarum (Manila clam), 579 nucleotides. RefSeq lists its product as uncharacterized. The transcript is spliced from 4 exons. The coding region runs from base 16 to 459 and encodes 147 amino acids. Lineage: Eukaryota; Metazoa; Mollusca; Bivalvia; Venerida; Veneridae. The record is from RefSeq and is a predicted model, not a curated record.
GUUACCUAUUAACUUAUGAAAGUAACUAAAGAGGUUAACAUUUAUCAGCAGAUUUUACGUAAGAAUUGGUCAGUUUUGGUCAGUUUUGUCAUGCGCUGUCUGAAUGGAUUGUAUAAAAGAACGACACAAUCAGUGGCAAGUAUUGUUUCUUUUGACCGACAAUCUACAAAGCAAGACAUCAUGAAAUUUGCCCUUUGUCUCCUGGUAGUUUUGCCUUUGGCUUUGAGCGUUCCUGUCAAUGUUGACGAAAAACGAUUUAUCUUCGGACACAUUCAAUUGCCAUCAGUUCAUGACCUUGGGCAAAAGAUUAUCAGUUUGCUCGGAUCCGACACCUCAGAAGCUGCAUGUGAAGCCGCCUGCCCAACUGCACUGAAUGCUUUAGUCCCAGGAGCCAGCUUGAUCGGAGGAAGCCUGUGCGGUCCAGCUUGUCAUUGGGUACAGAGUCAAAUUAAUGGUUAAAACAUGAUGUAUUGCGUUAGUAUUAAACAUUAAAAAAAAAGAUUUACAUUAACUUUGUUUGAUUUUUCAAAACUUGUUUCGUAGCGUGAAACAAGUAGAAAAUUAAAGCUAAACAACUAU